This is a messenger RNA of Daktulosphaira vitifoliae (grape phylloxera), 1382 nucleotides long. RefSeq lists its product as uncharacterized. Lineage: Eukaryota; Metazoa; Arthropoda; Insecta; Hemiptera; Phylloxeridae. Bases 499 to 1338 code for a protein of 279 amino acids. The transcript has 6 exons. The record is from RefSeq and is a predicted model, not a curated record.
GUUCUUAUUAUAAGACGAAUAAUUAUUUUAUAUAGAAAAUUGAAUGAAAUACCACAUAAUGAGUCAACUUCAAAUUAUGAUGAAAAAUCUCAUCCUAUAACAAAUAUCACUUCAUUCAAUCAUAAUUUACUUCAAAAUAGUAUUAAUCCGGAUUUAUCAAUCAGUAUGGUCAUACAUGAUACGCCCUCCAGUUCUGAAAUGACAGAAUGGUCACAAUCCAAUGAAAAUAGUACAUCGGAACAUAGUUUAAGUAUCCAUAUGGAAAAAAAUAGUGUUUCAUCGAUUAGUGAAAAUGAACCGAAUAACCAAGAAUUAAGUGGUAGAAGAAUUGUCAAUAUAUCACAUUUAAUUCAACAAAUUCAAAAGCGUCAUGUUGGCCCAUAUGAUUGCUCGUUUGUCGACAUGGAAUAUGAGUCAGAGGUGAUCUAUGGCUUUUCAUCAGUUAUCACAUUCAAAUGUAAAGUUUGUAACAUAAAAACUAAAUAACAUACAGAGGAUAUGAAACAGUCGGAGAUGCGAAUAAAUAAAGCUGUCGUAAAUGCUUGUCAUGCAAUUGGAAUUGGUCAUACUCAGCUACAAGAAUUCGCGGGAUUUCUCGACUUGCCUGUUUUGUGUAGUAGAGGUUUUUUGAAUAUUCAAACUGAGGUAGCCGAAUUAGUUCAUGCUACUGCAUGGGAUGAAAUGAAGAAAGCCGGCGACGAAGAAAGAAAAUUAGCAUUCGAAUCUGGUGACGUAGAUAUCGAUGGCACGCCAGUUAUUACUGUUGUCACUGACGGCCAAUGGUCCAAGCGAAGCUACAAGACCAAAUAUGACGCAUUAUCUGGAACAGCAACAAUAAUUGGUCUAAAAACUCAAAAAGUUUUAUUUGUUGGAAUACGUAACAAAUAUUGUAUAAUUUGUCAAAGGGCUUCAAGUAUGAAAAUUAAAAAUGUACCAGAUCACAAAUGUUUUCUUAACUGGAAAAAAGCUUCAACAUGCAUGGAAGCAGAUUGCAUUCUGGAAGGAUUUUCUAAAAGCAUCGAAAUGCAUGGUCUUAAAUAUAACUGUUUGAUUGGUGAUGGCGAUAGUAGUGUAACUAAGCGAUUGGUAGAAAGUCGACCAUAUAGCAUUGAAUUCAAUAUUAAAAAAAUUGAAUGUAAAAAUCACCUUUUGAGAAACUAUACUUCAAAACUUACAGCUAUGGCCAGAAACACAAAGUAUCCACUUCGUGUUCGCAAGUUCAUAUUGUCAAAUAUUCUGCGGUUUAGAAGUGAUGUUCAAAAAGCUGCCCUUCAUUGGAGAAAAAAAAAAGGAAUGAGAGAUAUUUUUUCAAUUUGUAAGGGCAAAGUCUUCUACUAAUUACGAUAUUUGUUUCUUUGACGUAUCGUUAAAAGAAUUUAAUC